AUGUUAUUUUUGAGUUUUUCUGAUUUAUUUUAGUAAUUUUAAUUUAAAUAUUAUUAUUAUUCAAAAGAGUACCAGCUCAAAAUUUAUAAGAUGAUANAAACAACCCUAUUUAGAAAAUUAAGGAGCUGUAAAAUUAAUUGAUGUAUUUCUCUAUUUUUUAUAUUAGGAUGUAAUUAAAGUCUAAUAAAAAUCAGUGGCCAUAUUUUGUGAUGGCACUUAUAAUAAAUCUCACUUAUUACUUAUUUGUUUUUUAAUUUAUGAUCGAUUUAAACUAUUGACAGAUAUAAAGAAAAUAGAUUGUCUUUAGAAUUAAUUAUGCGAAAUUAAUUUUGAGAAUAGGGAGAUCGCACUAAAAGAAAAUAACAUGCAAGUGAAAAAAGAGUUUUAUGGAUAUUCUUCAAAUUUGAAUUACAGUUUUUAAACUACAUUAUUACAAAUUUAAGAAGCAGAAAAAUUUUAGCAAACAUAAAUCUCUAGUGUCAAAACCUUCACUAAUGAAAAAAAAUAUUUAUAAUAUUUUUUUAAAAUAGAUAAUCUAAACUCAAAAGUCCCUUUUAAUUAAUAAUAAAUAUCAAUAAUAGGUAAUUCAUUUGUAACUUCAUAGAUUUAAAAUCAAAAUAUUAUGAAAACUUAUAAGAUAUAAAGGCUGCAUAAUAAAAUGAUGUGUGCAGUUUUAUAGUGUUAAAAAGGCCAUGA
Molecule: messenger RNA, 696 nt
Organism: Paramecium sonneborni
Lineage: Eukaryota; Ciliophora; Oligohymenophorea; Peniculida; Parameciidae
Source: the annotation of a GenBank genome assembly